This is a messenger RNA of Paramisgurnus dabryanus, 1333 nucleotides long. RefSeq names its product nicotinamide riboside kinase 2 (gene nmrk2). Lineage: Eukaryota; Metazoa; Chordata; Actinopteri; Cypriniformes; Cobitidae. The record is from RefSeq and is a predicted model, not a curated record.
GACGUCGGCGGCUCGCGUAUAUAUAUUGAAGGCGAAAGACAAAUCCAUCAAUGAAAUAGUAGAGAGGUAGACUCUGGGAGAGAGACACACCGACAGCAUUCCCGACUAUAUUGACAAAUACAAGAAGACCAACAAUGAAGUUUAUCAUUGGAAUUGGAGGCGUGACAAAUGGAGGGAAGACAACGUUGACGAAUAGACUUUUAAAGACUUUACCAAACUGUUGUGUAGUACAUCAAGAUGAUUUCUUCAAGCCCCAAGAUCAAAUAGAGGUCGGGGACGACGGCUUUAAACAGUGGGAUGUGAUGACCUCCUUAGAUAUGGAUGCUAUGGUGAACACGGUUAAGGGAUGGAUCGAGAACCCGGUCAAGUUCGCCCGCUCCCAUGGCGUCACCGUUUCAGCCAUCCAAGAUGGCUCAGACCCUCAUCAAAGUGAGAUCCACAUCCUUAUUGUGGAGGGAUUUCUGCUUUAUAACUACAAGCCUUUGCUUGAUGUCUACAGCAAGUGUUACUAUGUGACCAUUCCAUACGAGGAGUGCAAAAGGAGAAGAAGUAUGAGAACCUACACCGUUCCUGACCCUCCUGGUCUGUUUGACGGCCAUGUUUGGCCCAUGUACUUGAAAUAUAGAAAAGAGAUGGAGAAUAACAACCUUGAUAUCCACUAUCUGGAUGGGAUGAAAUCCAAAGGUGAGAUCUACAACAAUGUUUAUGAAGACAUUCAGAACGCACUGUUGAAUAUUUUAUAGCAUCUGCUGUUAACAUGAAGAUGUUUGUGUAUAGAAUUGUAAAUAGCAUUAUAGUAGAUAUGCCAUCUGCUGCUGUAAAUAUGAUAAAAUAUUAACUUAUUUUACAACUGAUGGCAAAAGCCUAGAAUUUUGUAUUGAUCUGAAUAACUUUAUUAAAAACUCAUUACUCUCUGGACUGCCAGAGACGAACACUGUAUGCCUGUUAAGACUUUAUUUUCAGUUUACUUUGACUUAAAGCUAAAUCACAAAUGCAAAAAAUAUUUAACACACUGUAUUAUUUGGGUUUUCUUCAUUGGUGUUAAUCAUCUUGUAAAAUUUCUGGACUGUAUUAUCUGUUCAUAUAAAGUAUUGCAUACUUAUUUGGUAACUUCAUCCGUUUUUUGUCUUUAAAGCUAAUGUACUUAAUGCAUUAGACAACUCAAAUUCAUGUACUGUAGAUCAUCACACUUGUACAGUAUUUAUCAAUCACACUUUAUUAAAGUAUAUUCAAAGCACAUAAACAAUUAAACUCACAAUGCAUAUAUUACUUUUAUGCAUGUUUUUCAACAAACCCUUAAAAGCUGUAAGACAAAAAUAAAUAAAAACAAAUG